This is a messenger RNA of Callorhinchus milii (elephant shark), 1216 nucleotides long. RefSeq lists its product as uncharacterized. The coding region runs from base 1 to 864 and encodes 287 amino acids. The record is from RefSeq and is a predicted model, not a curated record. Lineage: Eukaryota; Metazoa; Chordata; Chondrichthyes; Chimaeriformes; Callorhinchidae. The transcript is spliced from 4 exons.
AUGCUGCUGUCCCCCCGCAGCCCUCUCCGGCCCCUGUGGUCGGUGGACUUGGUCCGGAGUCACGACGCUUUGCUGAACGCCGCGCGGAGAGACGCGGGAAUCCUCCUCCGGUCCAUCGGCAUCGCCUCCAAACAGUGGAUCCGCCGCCCGUCCAACAUCCUCCUCCUGUACUACCGCUGGAAAUGGGCGGAUGCGCUCAACGAUAUUGUCCAUCUGUACCGCAGAUGGAAUGGCAGUGAGUCAGCCGAGGCAACCAACAGCAUCAACGAUCUUCAGAGGAGCUGGAGCGCGAAGGUACAUGCCUUACACAGAAAAGGGGUUACCCUGAUUGAGCUAAAUUCUCUUGAUCAGCAACACGUGAGGUUUAUCUCAGAGUUUAUAUAUCUGCAAAAGAGAAAUUUACGACACGCAGCAGUCACCACAGAGGAACUGAUACACAUGCAUAACAAGGAGAGCCGAACUGUGGGAAGCUGUAUUUCAGAAUCCGACACUGAACAGUCCUUAUUCUGCGUGUUCCCAGAGUCGCUGGUCUGUUUGGAAAUGUUCUGCAAAGAUGUGGUGGAAUUGGCGGAGGAACUGUACAGGAACUCUGUCGAUGUUCUGGAAACAAGUGGGGAAAUCAUGCCCGACCCUGACCAGGAGUGGUGGAAAAUAAAUCUGGCCGAUUGGAUGCAGUACGUUACCAAAGUGCUGCCCGCCUUGGAAGAUACAAUCAUCAACAUUCGCAACAUCACCCACCAGUUUCUCGAAUACUUUAAAACAACUACUUUAGCCUGCAGCCUGAAGAGCCAUCCGGAUGUUGGAUACUACGUGAGUGACUACAGCUUCAAAGAGGCGUAUAUAAAGAAAGUGUGGAGUUUAUAAUGGACACUGUUAUUAAAAGUGCUAAUAAAAGCUGAAUAAAUCUCCAGAAGAGUCUGUGCCAUGUCGCUGAAUGAGAGUGAAAUGAAAGAAAUAAUUGUGAUUAGCAUCUUGUCUUGAAUAACUUGGGAGGGGCAGAAAACAGCCAACACCAAGUGUCAUUCCAAAAAAAGAAUAAAUACAAGGAGGCUUUUGUUUUAAGGAUGUUUCGCAGCAUGGUCCACAAUUCCAUGUGAUUAUAUUUACUAAGUUAGUUGUCAAACCAUUGACCUGCUUCCGCAAAUAAGCUUUGAAAAGCGCAAUGAUUGUACGCAGUAAUACCUCAUGCAAAAGCUAAAGUUACUUUUUUUUCUCC